AUGGGCGUGCCGGGACUGUGGGACCUCCUCCGCCCCGCAGCCGUCCGCACCAGUUUGAAUGCCCUCAGCCGCGAUGCCUUCCUCUCCAACGCCAACGGCCUACGAGCUUUGACCAUCGGCAUCGAUGCUUCUAUCUGGAUCUUCCAUGCACGGACAAACCAUCACGGCGCAAAUGCUUACCUCCGCACACUCUUCUUCAAGAUUGCGGCGCUGUUACAGCACCCCGUCCUGCCGGUGUUUGUGUUCGACGGACCGAAGAAACCUGCGAUGAAGCGAGGUCAGCGGGUCACGCGCAACUUCGGUGUCAACGACGGCUACUCCCGACAAUUCAAAGAUCUGCUCGAUGUCUGCGGCCUCGAGUGGUGGAAUGCUCCCGGCGAAGCUGAGGCUGAGCUCGCGAUCAUGAACCGCCAAGGCAAGAUCGAUGCCGUUCUAUCCGACGACGUCGACGCACUUCUGUUCGGCGCCAAAUGCUUGUUGCGCAAUAACUCGCCCACUUUGUCUGGGGCUCAGGCUCCUGUUACUCAGAGUUCCUCCUCUCGGACCGACAUGCGGCACUACGAAAUGUAUCGCCUUUCCGACAUCGUCGCGGAGUGGACCCGCGUGCCUUCGGCCCUGCAGAACGAAGACGACUGUCGACGGGCGAUGGUCCUUAUCGCUUUGCUUUCAGGCGGUGACUACGUCCCAGAAGGAGUCGGGCGUGUGGGCCCCAAGGUCUCCUUCGCCUUAGCCAAGGCUGGUUACGCCGAUUUCUUGAAGCUUUACGCCAAGGAGCGACCACAGUUCGACCGAAAGGUCGCGCAGGUCCACGAAGAAAUGCUUGAAGAGCUUGCAACCAACCGCUCGGGUCAUAUUGGACGGAGGAUGAGGAAGCUUGCUGAGGAUCUUGCCGGCGUCAACCUCAUCGACCUGUUUCCGCUCGAGUGCUACCUGAACCCGGCCACCAGCCCUCUGGACGACCCAGAACAAGGUUGGCCUGGGUUUGGCAAGGGCGAUAAAUCGUCAGCUCGAGGGAAGGCCCGAAGCGCUGGCCGUGGCGACCUUGAAGGUAUGGCGCGCGCAUGCGAGCGCUACUUUGAGUGGGGCACCCGAGAUAUUGUUUGCAAGAAGUUUGCCGGCGACUCGGUGAACCUCUUUGGCGCCGAAAUCGUGGCUGAGGCGAGAAGUAUAGCCAGAUCAUCGACGCCUGUAGCUCCAGCUCGCUCCACCUGCCGACCCGGACAGUCUCCGGAACGCAUCACUUCAUAUUUCUCCCAGAGCACAAUCGCUACCUCGCAGAGGCAGAAGGGCGCUCCCGCGUCCAGCGCUCGUCACUUGGUGAAGAUUCACUCGACGCGUCCGUCACCUAUGUGCUCAGGACUUACCGAGUACCGACUCGAGUAUCAGCCCCAGUGCUAUAUGGAUCGCUGCCGCGCAGCGAUGGACGGAAGCCGUGCCGAUCCCUCCACGCUUUCGCCGGAGGAGCGCGUUUCGCUGGGAAUGGUCGAGGAGGCCGCCGCACCAAUUAACACGUCCGUCAAGGACGAAGUGCGCAUCUGGUUUGCUGGUUAUCUCAUUCGUGCGGCAUGGCCGCAUCUUAUCGAAGACUACGAGGAGGCAGAGGCGGCCAAGGCCGCGAGAAAGGCCGCGCCGAAGAAGACGAAGGCAGUGGCUCGCAACGGGCGGAAAACAGCGACCACGUCGACAGGUGAUGCGAACGCCUCCAUCCUCCCCAGCAUCGAGCGCGCUGAGCGCGGCCCCAUCCUCUCCCCUCACCCUCCUACCAUCGUCGCCGCUCCCUGUCGCUCUGACUCUAUCAUCACCACCGGUGUCGCCGAGCAAGCGUGGGCGCUCUGCGCGCUCGCGACUGCCGUUGUCUCCGGGCUCUUCCUCGCGAGACUCCAGUCCCUGUCCCUCUCCAACAUUGACAACGUUGACUCCUCGGCGCUUGGCUCGGAAGAAACGGAACGCUCCGCCUCAGCCAUCGCGUCCAACGCAGGGCUCAGCAGCAGACCCAAUCUGCCUAUUGUCGGUCUUCUUGACUCGAUGAUUGUCGCGCGGGCGCGCAAGAGCCAGCCUGUAAAUAAAGCCGCUGUCAUUCCGGAAUCCCGGGCUCCCAAGGCCCCCUACUUUGUCCUCUACGAGGACGACGAUGGCUUCGAGCACAUCGACCUCACGCAAGUCCGUCCCAAAUAA
Cutaneotrichosporon oleaginosum is the source of this 2175-nucleotide messenger RNA. RefSeq lists its product as uncharacterized. NCBI's taxonomy places the organism in Eukaryota, Fungi, Basidiomycota, Tremellomycetes, Trichosporonales, Trichosporonaceae. The record is from RefSeq and is a predicted model, not a curated record. Gene Ontology annotation, molecular function: 5'-flap endonuclease activity.